Monoraphidium neglectum is the source of this 1149-nucleotide messenger RNA. RefSeq lists its product as hypothetical. The annotation marks the transcript as partial. The record is from RefSeq and is a predicted model, not a curated record. The transcript has a single exon. Lineage: Eukaryota; Viridiplantae; Chlorophyta; Chlorophyceae; Sphaeropleales; Selenastraceae.
GACGCGUGCGUAGCCGCGGGCCUGGCAGUCGCGCUGGUCCGAGAGGCCCAGCCCGGCGACCAGUGGCGCCGCGCCGUCGGCGCGCUGCUGCCCGCCGCAGCGCGCGCGCUGCAGCGCGCGGCCGCCGCCGUCCUGGGCGCCGGCCGCCGCGGCGUAAGCGGCGAGCUGCGGCCCGCGUGCUUGACGCUCUUUGCGCUUGCGGCGGACCUGACGCGGACGCUGCCGCCGUGCGGCCUGCCGGGGGCGCGCGAGGACCCGGGGGCCAUGGCCGUUGCCCUGGAAGCAGCCCCCGCGCUGCUUGACACCCUGUGCUCGUUGAUCGCGUCCGAGUGGUGGACAGCGGAGGCGGACGGGCUGCCGUCGCCUGCAGCAGUGAUCGCGGACGCCCCACCUCCGCCUUGCGGCGACGCCCCGCCUUGCGAGCAGCUCCUGCUGCGCGUGCGGCAGCACGCAUCGCGUCAGGGGUCGUCGGGGCGGCAGGGGGCAAAGCAGGGCGAGGGGCGGCAGGAGUCGUCGCAGCAGCCCGGACGGCGGCAGCUGCAGCCGGGUCAGCGGCGUUCAGGCAGCAGCGUAGAUGCAGCAGCAGGAGCGACGGCAGCGAUUACGACGGCACCAAUAACGGCAGCAGCACCAACGGCAGCAGGAGCUGCGGCAGCGGCAUCAGGGCUGUCAGCACCUACAGCGGUUGCCCUUGCGGCGGCUGCUGCUCACGUCGCUGUGGCAGCGUCACCAGCAGCCGCUGACGCUGCCGCAGCGGCUGCUGCAGCGGCGCCGGCGGCAGCGGUGCAGGUGUCGGGGGCAGCAGGAGCACAGCCGCCGCGUCCGCCUGCAGGCCAGCGAGAGGGGCCACCAGGCAUGGCCCCAGGCCCCGCACCCCCAGCGAACCUGCCCGGGCCCGCACCAUGCCGCUCCUGCGCGGCGUGCGGCAAGCAGGCGGAGCGCGACGGCGUGCGCCUGCGGGUGUGCCGCGGCUGCCGGGCGGUGUCCUAUUGCUCUGUCGAGUGCGCCCGCGCGGACUGGAAGGGGGGCCACCGCACCUCGUGCAAGGCAGCGCAGGCAGAGAGGGCUGCGUCAGGCGUUGGCGCUGCCCAGCCGGCGGCAGCCAGUGCAGGGUGGACGCAAGGGGGAGCGGGGAGCGCCGCGGGGUGA